AUGUCGGUAGAGAACACUAAGGAACCCAAGAAUGAGGCUGUUCGUGAACCUUCAGAACCUGUGGCCAAGAAGACUAAGCUCGAAGACGGUACUCCUGUCAAAAAUAACAGAGUUUCGAAAAGAGAUCAGAACAAGACAGAAUGGGGCCCAAGAUUAGAUGCUGAGGGCAACCCUUUGCCUAAAUCAGAAAGAAAGCCAAAGAGAAAAGUGGCAUGUAUGCUUGGUUACUGUGGUACCGGUUACAAUGGUAUGCAAACCCAGCCAGACCCUAAGUUGAAAACCAUUGAGGAUGUGUUGUUCAAGGCAUUCGCUGAGGCUGGAGCUGUUUCAGAGGAGAACUCUGACGAUUUGAAGAAAAACUCUUUUAUGAGAGCUGCUAGAACUGAUAAGGGCGUGCACGCAGCUGGUAAUGUUGUGUCAUUGAAACUUAUCAUUGAAGAUCCAGAUAUCAUCGCCAAGAUCAACGCGGCCCUUCCAGACCAGAUCAGAGUUUGGGGAAUUGAGCGUUGCAACCGUUCGUUUGAUUGCAGAAAGAUGUGCUCAUCUAGAAUCUAUGAGUACCUUUUGCCUACGCACAGUUUGCUUCCUCCAAGACCUCAUUCAAGUCUUUUGGAUCUUAUCGAGAAGAGUAGAAAGGAACACCCAGGAAUAUUGAGAGACGACCCAGACCAGGCUUGGUGGGAAACCACAAGACAACGUAUGCUUGAUGCUGGAAUCACAGAGGAACAGCUUCGACUGGUUUUCGAGAAGACUGACUCCUCGCUGGAAGAUAACAUCAAGUUAGACUACCUCAAUGAGGACGGUGAAGUUACCGAAUAUGGCGAGUUGGUGAAGCGUGUGCGUGCUAUUGAGAACACUUGCCGUAGUGAGUUUAGAGUGAGUGAAGAGAAGCUUAACCUAUUCAGAGAAGCUAUGAACCAAUACGUGGGAUCCCAUAACUUCCAUAACUUUACCUUGGGCAAGAACUACAAUGAUCCAAGCUCUCGUCGUUUCAUGAAGGGAACAAGCGUCUCAAAGCCAUUCAUUAUAGAAGGAAGUGAGUGGAUCUCCAUCAAGAUUCACGGACAGUCGUUCAUGUUGCACCAAAUCAGAAAGAUGAUUUGUAUGGCCUCAUUGGUUGUGAGGACAGGAUGCCCAGUGACCAGGAUCAGCGAUUGCUUUGGUCCAGCGAAGAUCAAUAUUCCUAAGGCACCUGCGUUGGGGUUGUUAUUGGAAUGUCCUGUUUACGAGGCCUACAAUGGUAAGCUUGAGGAAUUGGGCUACAACGCUAUUGACUUCUCUCGUUACCAAGAAGAAAUGGACGCAUUCAAGAUGAAGCACAUUUAUGAUAAGAUCUAUGCAGAGGAAGAUAAACAGAAGGUUUUCCAGGGCUUUUUUGAGUUCCUUGAUAAGUUCAAGAACUCGGAAGCCAGAUCGGGUGGUAAGCACAUCUUUGACUUCUUGGGUGCUGCUUUCAACAAUGGUGUUGACAACAAGGAGAGUUCGAAGGAGUCGAAUGUCGCCAAAGCCACAGAGAAUGUUGACUAA
Molecule: messenger RNA, 1527 nt
Organism: Candidozyma haemuli
Lineage: Eukaryota; Fungi; Ascomycota; Pichiomycetes; Serinales; Metschnikowiaceae
Product: pseudouridine synthase
Exons: 2
Coding region: 1-1527 (508 amino acids)
Biological process (GO): tRNA pseudouridine synthesis; mRNA pseudouridine synthesis
Cellular component (GO): nucleus
Molecular function (GO): RNA binding; pseudouridine synthase activity
Source: RefSeq, a predicted model, not a curated record